UUUUCCUACAGUUGUCCCAACGGUUCUCCCUGUCCUAGUCAUGAUAAAAAUAUAGAGAGGGGGCGUAGUUUGUGAGCUAGAAGUCGGGAGAGGUCCACGGAAUGAAGGCCCUGCUGAAAGCCCUUCUCGAUCCAGAACACCAAGUCUUACUGGUGCAAAGAGGAUGACUGUCUAAAAGGGGGCGGGACGUUGAGCAUGACGUCAUCAUAGGGCGUCGGAAGAAGAACCCCAGACCAGGUGAAGAUGUUGGAGUCGCUGUUGGCAUUUGGGGGCCUGGUGCUGCUUCGUGACUCCGUGGAGUGGGAGGGGCGCAGUCUCUUGAAGGCGCUUCUCAAGAAAUCUGCACUGUGUGGGGAGCAAGUCCACAUACUGGGCUGUGAAGUGAGUGAGGAAGAGUUUCGUGAAGGUUUUGACUCCAGCAUCAACAGCCGGUUGGUUUAUCAUGACCUCUUCAGAGACCCUCUCGGCUGGUCAGAGACUGGAGAAGCAUUUCUGGGGGGCGCUCUGGGAAUCCUAAAAACCAUAUGCAGGAGGACAGAGCCUGGUCCUGUCACCAUUGCUCUUGAUUCACUCAGCUGGCUUCUGCUUCACUUCCCCUUCACCGCAGUCUGUCAGACACUGCAUUCUCUCAGCCAGCAGGACUCCAGCCCUGGUGACAGCUCCCCACUCAAGCAGGUACGAGUUUUGGGCCUACUACAUGAAGAACUUCAUGGCCCAGGCCUUGUGAGAGCAUUGAGUAGCCUUUCGCAGUCUGAGGUGACUCUGAGUGGUGAAAUGGGCCAGGCCUUGGCAGCCCACAUCCACUGUCGGAGAGCUGGACAUCGCCCAACCCAUCAGACUCAGUGGUUUUCCAUCCUGCCUGACUUCAGUGUGGAUCUCCAAAAGGGACCAUCCCCAGAGUCUCAGGUCCACCUAGAUCCUCACAGACCACAGGUGGACCCCAUGACUCAUUUAACCUUCAACCUUCACCUGUCCAAGAAAGAGAAAGAAGCCAAAGAUAGCCUGAUCCUGCCCUUCCAUUUCAGCUCUGAAAAACAACAGGCUUUACUGCACCCUGGACCAGGCCAGGCUACCAGCCACAUCUUUUAUGAGCCAGAUGCUUAUGAUGAUCUGGACCAAGAAGAUCCAGAUGAUGACCUGGAUGUUUGACUGGCCUCUAGACUAAUUCGAGGUGGGGGAGGAAGACCUUGGACUCACCACCUCUUCCCAGCUGCAGGCCUUUCCUCCCUUUCCCUGCCCCCACCUUUCUUCCCUGUGUCUGUGGCAGCCCUGCCCCAUGAUCCUGGAGCAGCAUCCACACAGUGAAGAGAGUGUGUUUUUACACGCACACAGACACACACCAGCC
Sorex araneus (European shrew) is the source of this 1345-nucleotide messenger RNA. It is a transcript of the gene ELP5, whose product is annotated as elongator acetyltransferase complex subunit 5. NCBI's taxonomy places the organism in Eukaryota, Metazoa, Chordata, Mammalia, Eulipotyphla, Soricidae. The record is from RefSeq and is a predicted model, not a curated record. The coding region runs from base 244 to 1149 and encodes 301 amino acids. Gene Ontology annotation, biological process: tRNA wobble uridine modification. Gene Ontology annotation, cellular component: nucleus; elongator holoenzyme complex; cytosol. The transcript has 8 exons. Gene Ontology annotation, molecular function: tRNA binding.